CACUAACAUCAGACCCAGCAGCUCGCCACAGGACACGCAUGUGACGCUCCAGCAUGGAUCCGGCUUAUCCGUGAAGAAUGAAUCACACACACGUGUUCUGCUGUUUUUAAUGUUCAGGUCUGCUGCUUCCUCGUGAAUCAUGUCUUCCUCCUCGUCCUCCUCCUCUUCCACGGAGCUGCCCUACUUCUGUCCUCGCUGCGGGGAUGGGUUUCGGUUCUCAUCUGUAGCUGAGCUCCGGGCGCACCUGGUCAGCCGACACACCUACGAGACCCUGCUGGUGCUCUCCCAGGCUCGGGUCAGAAGCUCCAGAACCAGUUCUCUCCUCCCACUCCCUAGCCCAGCUGUAUCCCAAAGUCAGAGCACUUCUCUGGACAUGGAACAUCAAAGCCUGCCCCUGCCACUGGCCUGCUUGGAUCUCGCCUCAUCAUCUGCCUCCGUCCAACUGCUCAGGGAGAUGUUCGGUGCUUCAGAUUGCCCUCUGCCUUCCUCUACGGUACAUUCAGAAGGCCCCUCCACUGCUCUGGCCCUUCCUGGAUCUGUGGAUCUUUUUGCUGGGAAGAACCUUGGAGAGGUGAGGGUCCAGCUAGGCUUGGUGGAGAUUGGGCUGGAGGAGCGACUGGGGCUCGGGCUGGAUCAUAAAAUCGCCCGGACUUUCGCGGAGGUUGAGGAGAGGGUGAACCGACGCAUGGCCCGACUGAAAGUGGAGCUACAGAGGAGAGAGAUGGAGCUACAGCGGGCGAGGCGAGACAAGGAACGACUCAGGAGUGAGAAACAGGAAGUGGAAGAGAAAGCAGCCUACCUGUCCCGACAGGUCUCAGCUGCCAUGGAGAUGAUGGAGAAAUUAAAGAAAGAUCUUACAGGGAAAGAGAAGGAGCUCAGCAAACGACAACAGGAGAUGGUGGACAUUGAGCAUUUUUUGAGGGAGACGGCAGAGAAAGAGGCCGAAGCCAAAUCCAGGCUGCAGAUGUUCAUUGAGACACUGCUGGAGCGAGCAGAUCACGCAGAGAGACGGCUCCUGAUGCUUGGCUCGCACGAACAUCGCAACCUCUCCCCAGACAGUGACGGGUACGCAUACACCGAGCCCUAUGUGCUCACUGAGGUUUACGAACCUACACGGAGCCAAGGGGGACGCAGUCUGGAUGGCAGCACUGAUGACAUCAUUGCAAAUAAGAUGCAGGAAACCAUUGGAAACAGGAGGAGUUAUAGCGUGUCGAGCUCCUACAGGCUGGGAGAGCAGCUGCAUGGACACCAUCGCUACAGUGGUCUCGCUGGACGAAUGCGAACCUCGUCUCUGGGUUCGGGAGGUUGGAACUGCGAGGCGGCAUCAACCCAUCUCCAUCUGAAUCCCUACGCCCAACCCUGGACUCAACGAGAGAGAGGAGAAGGAGGAGAAGAUGGGAGGAGGGAGAGGUUCUGGGCUGCGGAAGAGGGAUGGGGGAGAACGUGGAAGAAAAGAAACUUUCGUCACCAUAGCACUGAGGAGGAAGACGAGGAGGAAGAGGAGGGAGAUGAGGGAGAUGAGGAAGAUGAGGAACUGUGGACCAGUGCUGAGAUGAGGAGACUCAUCUUUGCCAGGACACACACACCUGUAUCAGAUACCCCCUCUUCCAUCCGCUCCACACCCUCCCGUUGCUUUGGUGACAGACAGCUGGUAGCAGACACCCUGCGGCUGAGGGCGGGCCUUUUUUGCAUCUUCCCAUAUUUGGACGUGCGCUCAAUGCUGCUUGCAGCCGAGGUGUGCUCUGAUUGGCGGUUCGUUGCCAGGCACCCUGCUGUUUGGACACGCCUCCAGCUGGAGAAUGCCAGAGUGUCUACAGAGUUCCUGACGACGCUGUCACAGUGGUGCACUCAAACUCAGGCCGUGGUGCUCAGCAACCUGAAGCCUCGAAGUCGUCGAGCCAACGAGACGCGAGAGGAUUACCACAGAAACAUACGAGGGAGUGUGGAGCCUGGGGUGGAGGCCCUGCUGCGGUCAGCAGGGGGCAGCUUGCUCCACCUGUCUAUCUCUCAGUGUCCCCACAUCCUCACCGAUAGGACCCUGUGGCUGGCCAGCUGCUACAGCAGGAACCUGCAGAUGCUCACAUACAGGAGUUCAUCAGAUCCUCUCGGUCAGGAGGUUCUCUGGGCUUUGGGUGCUGGAUGCAGGAGCAUCACCAGCCUGCAGGUGGCGCCUGCUCAUCCCUGCCAACAGCCAACUCGUUUUGGUAACCGCUGCUUGCAGACAAUUGGCCGUUGCUGGCCACACCUCCGCUCUCUCAGUGUGGGCGGAGCUGGCUGUGGGACUCAGGGGUUGGUUGCUGCUGUACGCAACUGUGCUCAGCUACAGGUGCUGGAGUUGGAGCGUAUUACUGACCUCGGCCUGCAGGCGGCGACAGAGCUGUGUAAGGCUGGACUGAAGAAGAACCUGCAGACGUUGAUCUUGACACACACGCCCGUGAGCGGUCAGGCCAUCCUGCACUUCCACAGUGAGUGUGAGAACAUCAGGUCAAUCGUUGUCGAGGUCUCUGCGUCAGAUUACUUUGAAGAACCGGACACUGAGGAAGCACAACAUCUGUUUGGAGAGAUUCUCAGUACACUGAAGGUUCUUCAGACGCGUCCUGGUGUGAGUGACGUCCUGCGAGUUAAAGCCGACAGUUUCUCCUGACCUCAGCGCAAACUGCUUUCUUUUAUACGUGAGAACGUCUAAAUCUGGGUUUUGUUUUUUGUUUUUUUACCUGAAGCCAUUAAUCUUUCCCUGAACUAAUGUGUGCAAUAUUUACUACACACUGGCCCAAACUGAAACUGUUUUUUAAGGAAAUAGGUUACCUGUAGCUUGAUUUAUUUAAAAGAAAAAGAAAAAGAAUAAAAGGUAUUUAAUGUGUUUUUAGGAAUUUAGGCUAAAAUAAACCAUACUUAUCCCUUAAUGCUUGUGCUAAACCCAUGCAAAGCAGUCAAGUCCCAUGGCGUCAAAUACUGCCACUCUAUCUGAUGCUGCUGUUGUCCUAUUGAUAGGUUUCCUUUGGCUUCAUUGUCCUGACAUAUCUAACAGUCCUCUUUUAAAGCUACUUAUUUCAAAAAUAGUUUAAAUCCUUCAAAAUCAAAUUAAAGCUGAAAAGCUCAACAGAACUAAACACUGUGUUAAAGAAAAAGCAGUAGUUUGGUGUAAUACCACUGUAUACCCAAAGAAAGUGCAGCUACUCAGUGGAGACUUUUUUAACCAGAAAAAUGAUUAAAGUUAUAUGAGAAAAAAACCUCUCAAGGAGAUUGGGGCUGCUAAAAAGAAAUUAGUUAGCUGUAGGCACGGAAAACUACUUGGUCAAGUUUGUUUUUGUUUUUUUGUUCAAUAAGUAUGGCCUUAUGUUAAAAACUUUUGUUUAAAUGGCAUGAUACGAAAGGGCCCUUCACAAGCGUCGAUACAUGAAGAACAAACACCACUUGUCAUUUUAUCUUUGAGAUGCCACUGGCUAAGAAACAUGGCAGUAUUUGGAACUCUUAGAAUGAGACUGAGACUUUUAUUAUUAUGAACAGCUUCUAACAUUAAAAAUAAGACUUAAAAUAAUUGUAUGAGUCACUCAUUGAGUGAAAUGAGAAGGCAAGACCUCAAACUAAAAUCUUGAUCCUUUAACUUUUUACUUAAAAGUGUGAAUAAGAACUUUUUCUACCAUAGUGACCUCUUUUUUAGCACUCUUUCUCCUCACGAAUCUUAGAGCCCUUUAACUUUUAUUCAUCUCUUCUAUUUUUGCAAUAACUCAGACCUCAGCAAAGUUGAGGCACCUCUAAUAAACCUUUAUUUACCCUCAUCAAACAGAACAUCGUUGUUCCGCAAAAAAGAGCCAUACUUGUUGUAUUGAAGUAAUCGUAACCUUUAGUCUUACCUCAAGUUUUAACAGAACCCUUGUUCAUUAUUUUUACCUUAAAUAUAAGCACAAGAACACACAUAUGCACAAAGAUUUUUUGCACAAGCAAGCAGGGCGCAUUGAAUUAUGCCCCAAAGAUAUCAGUCGAGCAAUCAUUGAACCAACCUGUCAGUGAGAACUGCAGAUGUGUUGAUAAAAAAAAUGUCUUUUAGCAACCCCUAGAAGCUGCAGAUGCUACCUGUGUGGUUUCCCCAUCAAUAAAUCACUUCCUCAUCAGGUUUGUGUCUCCUCUUGAUUAAUUAUGUUAUAAAACAAUCAAGAUAUGUUCGUCUUCUACAAUCAAAGGUUUCUGUUUCUAAUGUUGGACUGGAAUCUACUGUUCUUAAAUGUGCCCUAUGCAAUGCUUUGUCACAUGUGAAACACUUUGUAUUUCCACUUAGAAAUAAAAAUGUUCCUUGAGUCUCUCAGU
Messenger RNA from Neolamprologus brichardi, 4305 nucleotides. Its product is annotated as F-box only protein 41. Gene Ontology annotation, molecular function: protein binding. Lineage: Eukaryota; Metazoa; Chordata; Actinopteri; Cichliformes; Cichlidae. The record is from RefSeq and is a predicted model, not a curated record.